AUGGCUUCUCACAAUGAGGCCACACAGCCAAAUUCAUUAAGUCGUACAGGAAAACGAUUUGCUAUUGAAGAUAUAAAUGUUGAAAUAAAAAAAACGAAAACUGAAACUCCUAUGCUUGAACAAAAAGUUUCGAUGCCUUCUGCCGCAAAUACUGCCGCAGUAAAAUUUGUGAGCGCAUCUACAAUGGUUGUACCACUUCCAGAAAUUACCGAUGAAGAACUUCUUGAAUUCACGCUUGAGUUUGAAAGAAAACAUGGUAUUUAA
Rotaria socialis is the source of this 264-nucleotide messenger RNA. Lineage: Eukaryota; Metazoa; Rotifera; Eurotatoria; Philodinida; Philodinidae. The record is from the annotation of a GenBank genome assembly.